AAUACCAUUUUUUUUCCUCAUUUAAUCGUUGAGAGUUUGUUCAGAUUUCACAAAACAAAGGGAUAUUUUACAAGGUCAAAAGUUUGACCACCACCUGUACUCGAAAUAUUUACAUUAUGCAAAUUAAAUUACGCCGAACACCUAAUCGUCACUGCUUCAGAUCGUUUAUCAAUACAACCAAUUUGAAGUUUAUUUUUUUUCUUCCAGACUCGAGAAAUAGGAAAUAUACAAAAAUAUAAUUACUGAUAGGUGUGUCACUGUUAAAAUGUGCUGAUUAUUUGGUAUACAUAAGCAACUAUUAAAGUGUCCGGUUAAGGUACCUCAUUCAGAGCAAUUUCAGGCUGGUUCAGUUCCUCAUGCAUUCUUGCUUUUCAACGCUGCUGUGGCUGUAUAUUGUGUGUGUAUGUGUAUCAUCGACGAAGGAUGCUCAGGCAGAUCGAACGGAGGCUACAUCAAAUCAAAGUUUCAUUGAAGGAGAUGGCCAAGCAACGAACUCAAGUCAAAUACAAUGUGGUGGUGAUAUAUUCGAGAAUGCAUCAGGAACUCUGAGGUUUCCCGAUGGUAGUGGUAAUUACAGCAACAACCUAACAUGUGAAUGGUGGAUACAUGUUCCACUUAGCAAGAACAUUAAGAUAUGGCUUACGUUAUUAGAUAUACCAAACUACCCUCCAGAAUGCUCCAACGGUGAUCACGUUACAUUAUACGACGGUUACAAGCAUGGGGUUUUUAUUGGGAAAUUUUGCGGGAAAAAUAUUUCAACCGUAUUUCGUUCACACUCCAGUGUUGUUGGUGUGGAGUUUCAGUCCGAUGGUGAAAAUGCAGGUCUGGGGUUCAUUUUGCAAUUUGUUGCCAUUCAAAAGAAUAUCUCAAACGGAAAUCCGCUUGCGAGAGGAGUAAAUGAAGCAGAUGUGCGGGGUGAGAGUGAUAACAGUUUCAUGACACCCACCCUGGAGAAUAAAACAACGAGAAACACGCGGGAGGUGAAUACCAAAGACAAUCCCCUGCCUAUGUUCAUGUCAAUAUCGUUAAGUAGGGCGAUAACUUCGAAAAAAACAAAUCUGGAGAAAGAGUCAGACCCAACAACUGGAUCUUACGUUGAAGAAUUAACUACAAAGCCAGCAGUUGAACAAAGUGUCACUGAUAGUUUGCCUAACUUAGAUUCUUUACUGCCGACAAAAUAUUAUACAGAGGUACAUUAUAACCCCUAUGAGCAUUUCCGUACCACAACAUAUGAGUUGUUCACUCCGGAAUCAACCACAAGUGAAGCUGUUAAACUAGGAACUAUUAGACAUCAAAACAAAAGUAACAUAACUAUCAAGCCAUUUCUGAAUGUUCCCACCACAGUUCAGGGAAUUCUGCUCUGCGACCUGUUAGAAAAAACACUCUCUAGUACUUUACGGAAUCUGCGGAUAUUCCAGGAAGUUGGAAUCUUGGUUUCUCAACAUCAAGCUGGUUACGACAUUAUACAGCUCGCAGCCCAGGCAGAUAAAGCAGUGCAAAGAGUAUUGUCAGAUAUAUUAGAAGAGCAGAAUUAUUUGGAUAACAGUGAGUGUUUAGAAAACGUUAGUGCUACCUACAAUGCCAAACUAAAUGAAUUUAGGAAAAUCUUUGACCUGGCUCCCAUUCCCACUCAAUCUAACGAACCAUUAACAACCGAUGCCAACAUUACUGACAAACGAACUACGACCGAUACCUACCCGGACCAAGUACCAGAUAUAGGAAUUGAUGAUAUAUUUGAAUUUCUCAACGAGGAGGACUUGGUAACUUUGUGUUUAGAACUGAACACAUCUUUGACUGAAACGAAAGAAUCACUUCAGAUACUACAAGAGUUGAAGAAUUUUUUAAGUAUUGAUGAAACACCAGUUAGGGAAGAUGCUUUUCAAUUAUACCUGAGCAACGUGAAAGAAUCUUUAUUUAAUCUUAUAGCCCAAUUUCAUUUAUUUGAAAAUAUUUUUUCAAACGAUACUUGCUUGAACGAAAUUGAAGAACUUCUUUCAAAAACACUGGAUUUAACAUACGAAAUUGAUGAUUUUGGAAGCAACGAAUUCAGUCAAAGAGAGAAAUUUGUUUGUAGUACAGAAUUAACUGCAGUUAAUUCAGUAAUAUAUUCACCUGGUUAUCCUAGGGCUUAUCCUAAUAAUUUAGCUUGUGAAUGGUUCAUCUCUGUCCGUCCUGCUAAAUUGAUAGCGAUGAAGUUCAUCAAUUUUAAAAUAGAUUCUGUGCCACAGAUUACUGGAUGCGACCGCUCUUACGAUUACAUAGAGGUUAUGUACUGGUUGCAUAAGAUGGUUCGCAAAGUGGACGUGUACUGUGGAUUAAUACCACCGCCAGUUAUAGUAUCGCUGUCAAAUCAAAUGUCAAUCAUUCUACGAACUAAUGACAUAAUAACGAAUGAUGGUUUUAUUGCUGUUUACACUGAAGUUGACCGGUAUCCUAUUCCAGAUCCAAGCAAUAUUGCGUUUCCAAUUGAAUUAGCUGACGCAUUUCUACCACCCACAGUCAGGUCUGCGACCUCGGAAUCAGAAAAUGAUGCAUUUCUUGUACUUCAAGCUGGCGGUCCAUGUAUAAAAAACCUCGUUGAAACGCAAGGUAUGUUUUCAUCACGCGAACUGUUAAGGGAUCCGUUGCCUCUGAGAAAAUGCAUUUGGAACAUUUUAACUGAACCCUGGAAAACUAUUACUUUACAUUUGACGUUUAAUCUUAGUCCGUCUAAAUUGGACGGAACUUGUGACCCUUCCCGUGCAUAUAUCCUUUUAGUUAAAAACGAUUCCUCAUUGCAAGGCAGUCCGCUUUGUGGAAAUCAAGCUAUUCAGAGAAUAUCGCUUGGAAAUUCGAUGAAAGUUGUUGUAAACCUUAACAGUGAAACCGACGUCUACUUUCAGGCAAAAUAUACAACCCAAGACAACCCAGCUAUACAGUCGCGUUUCAUUUUACCAGGUGUUACUAAGGAAAUAAUUAAUGAAAACUUACCAUACGACGUAAUCCCAUCUUGUGGCCGAAUAAUGAAAGCCAGGGAAGGAAGUAUAUUGUCGCCAAACUACCCGGCUGAGUACACUACAAAUAUCAACUGCUUGUGGAGUAUACUUGCCAACCGUGACGAAUACAUAAUUUUACUGUUUGAGGACUUCGACUUAGACUCGAUAUCUGUGUCUCAAAUCUGUGAUGAUUUGUAUUCUAAAGUUAUCAUACAUUUUUACAACGGCGAUGGUAACAUUGUUUCCAGAGGUUUUUGCGGUAAGCGAUUGCCAGUCGUGAUAGUUUCGAAAGGAAACCAGAUGACGAUCACCUUUAAGAGUCUAAAUGGGUACGGCAGGGGGUUCAGUGCCAAGUACAGGACGAUUCCGAUUAGACUUUUUUCAACUAUUUAUCUUGGUAAAGGUUUAGAGUAUUUUGUGGAACAUGGCUACAGUGAUGAAGAUUUACAGUCAACGACACCAGGUUACAAUAUUCAUCGACGAAUUAUCGAUUCGUACGUAGACAAUGAAGACGUUAGCUCCGAUUGUAGCUUUAGAUUAACCGAUACAAUUGGAACAUUUGGAAGCCCCGUUAACCAAGACGGUCUCUAUCCUCAUAAUUUGAUUUGCAUAUGGAAUAUAAUUGCGAGUUCGACAUCUAGAAUUUCUUUACACUUCACGGAAUUUAAUCUAGAUGGACCACGAACUGUAAUUUGCGAUACCAAAUACUCUUAUGUAACGGUUUUACGAACCAAUGAAUUCGGCACUGUCGAAGUUGGACGGUACUGUGGGGACGAGGAUCUGCAAACCAUAACAUCUCUUGGACAACUUGUCAUUAAGUUCUACAGCAUGAAUGGCAUUGGCACAGGGUUUAAAGCAAGGUACAUUUCCAAUGAUUUGACUGCGACUAAUACAAUGUCGUCCAGCUGCAUUUUCUCAAGAAAUGGAACUGGCGAAGUCAAAUUUUCAUCUGAAUUGUUUCAACAGUACCAACAUAGUGGAGUGUGUAUUUGGAAUAUCCUCUCAGAACCUAAUCAUAAUUUAUAUCUUGAGUUUCAGUAUUUUCGGCCAGACAUGACCUCGGAAGGAUCAUGUGAGGCGAUCUAUUCUCAUAUUAUUGUGACGUACACAGAUUAUAUUGGACGGGAGAUCGACGACGUGUUUUGUGGAAUGCGUCCAUCAGUAUUUAUAUCGAAUUCGGAAAACAUUGUACUGAAAUUGUUCAAUAUGAACGAAAAUACCAAAUUCAAAGCAAAUUAUUCAUCAGUCAGUAUGCUGCUCGAUGAUCGUAGGAUAGUCAAACCCGUUGAUGACACAACAGAACAACUACAAACAGGGCCUCCAUGUUUGUUCACAUUGUCAAAAAAAGAAGGGGAAUUUAACAAUCUUGAUCAGGAUAACGUUCACGCAGAAUGCGUUUGGCAAAUCAGUGUAGAUAGCCAAUUGGUAAUUUUACUCACUUUUGAAGAAACGGAAGUGGCUGACUGUAAUGAACUAAUCGUUGUGGACUUUCAAGACAAACUCCCGUUUGAAGUGGACUCUUGUGUCAUAAGGGAAAAUGCAUUCCUCUCCUCUUCAAAUUAUCUCGAAAUUAAAAAAUUACGUUCUUCAAAUUUAAAGUUUAAGUACACAGCAGUGAACCCAUUUGCCGAUGGGUUCAGAAUGUUUCGUCCACUUGGGCAAAUGGUUACAAAUUCGGUUGAUCGACUAACCCCUAGAUCCACUUUAACUGAUCAGCUGCAACAUGAAUAUACUGAUGAUAUCACCACAUUUUCAAGAAAGGCGCAAUUUCGGUUAAGUAAACUUGAACCCCAGACUAACACUCCUCAAAUAGAAAACACUGAUACCAAAAUAACCACCGAAUUCCCCUGUGACAUGGUUCUCCGUUCUUUCAACGGAAGUAUCAAAUCACCUGGUUAUCCACACUCUUACCCAUCAAAUAUGGAAUGUGGAUGGAGUAUUUCCGUCGGUGAUGCUGGCACUAUUGUUAUUGAUUUUUUAGAUUUCGAUAUCAACCACUAUUCUCUGCCGAAUGAAUGUGAACCCAUGUACGGUCACCUAGAUAUAAUCUCAGUUCCAGAUUCUCAAAUACUCCGGCGGAUGUGUGGGCCGACAUCACCAAUGACGUUUUUCACAAAUUCGAGUGACGUCAAGAUUGUCAUUUUUACACAAUAUGGUUUCGGAAGAGGUUUCCAUUUGCUGUAUUACACUACUGUAACAACUAAUGAAUUUGAGAGGGAGAAUCAUCCAGUCACACAAAGUCCAUUAAGAAAAUUGAUGGAGCCCACUGCUGCGGUUCUUCAAAAUAAUUCAAAAGAUGCAAAUGAUUCUGCCAUGGAAACUGGGAUUCAGCAAAGGUUUCUCCUUAAACCACCUGAUAGUAACUUACCAACGGCAUCCCCUACACCAGCUCUUGCAACAUUACAUAGUGGAGGUGAAAUCAUAGGAGAUAGUACAUUGACCUACCAAAGCAGAGUAUUUACCGACGAACCGUUCAAAACCGGUAAACCAUUAACGCACAAACGCGUUAACGUAGGUAACACGUUAACUUACGAGUUCCACAACACUACAACCAAAUGGAAGGUAGGAAUGCGGUUUCUAGAUAUGCUACCUCAUCCGUCUAGAAAUUCGUCAAAAAGAAAUUUUGCAGUACCUGUGUUCCAUGCAACAAAGAACUCGACGACGCUCGUAGCAACAACAGAAACAACGACACUGAAUGAGAACCAUACAACGGCCAUGCAGACUACAUCAAAUAAUGAAACAACAGAAUCAACUAUACCUACGACUAUACACACAACUGAAUCUGAAGAAAAAGAUAAUCUACUUUCGAAGUCGGAGACACGUCUGGCUUUAUAUAUUGCCAUAGGAAUUGCAGGAAUCGUAGCAUUACUGUUCCUGGUUUUGGUGUCUGUCUGCACGCGACAUUCCCGCUCUAUUGACAUCCAAGCUGCUCAUCAGGAAAUUAGCCAACAACCAACCUAUAGAACAUGGGCCUCGCCUCCAACUCGUGCCCCUGCAGAGCACGAACGCUUGGUUUGAAAAUCUUAAAUUAGGGUUGAUUUGUAAGCUUAUAAAAAGCUGUAAUCAAUACUGCUUUUUACUUCAUGAAGUUUAGAAUUUUGAGUUGAUCCAUCCCCAUUUAAAAUGGACCUUUCCACAAACUUUCUUGGAUAUUAUUGCUAAACCAAAACGACGGCGUGAACGUAAAUUUGUGGUUUGUGGGACAUGCGCGUAGUCAUGGUAAAUGAAUAACACGUUCUGUUUUGUCAGUUGAAUUGGCACUUCAGAAAGGUCCAUUAAUUUUCACAGCAUUUUAAUAAUCGAUCGUAUUAAAUUCGUUUAUUCUCUGUGUUGGCUCGAAUGACGAACUUCGACAAACAAAUGACGAAGGCAUAUUUAUAUUUUUUAUUGUUUUGUAAGCUUACAAAAACCCCUUAUUCAAAUAAAUAAUAUUGAAAUAAAAUUGAAUUUAAAGUUCGAUAGAAAAAGUGGAGCGUUGAAAAUUGCUUCGCCGCCAAUACGUUUUCACGAACUCUUGGUGCAAGACGCUGAUAAUUAUUAUGAAAAUAAAUUAAUGAUUACUAGUGUUAGAUUUGUAAUUAGCCCUACGGUUAAUCAUAUAUUGAUUACAGUAUUUAUUCAAUCAUACUAUAUUUUUUAUAGUAGCUUUUGGUGGAAAAGAAGAUAUUCGAAUGAUUUCGAUUUUUCACAGAUUGGAUUGAAUCGAAUGCUGUUUAAAUUUGAAAUUGCUGACUGUUUAAAAUGAAUGUUGUUUGUAACUGAA
Anneissia japonica is the source of this 6738-nucleotide messenger RNA. Its product is annotated as cubilin-like. Bases 357 to 5993 code for a protein of 1878 amino acids. NCBI's taxonomy places the organism in Eukaryota, Metazoa, Echinodermata, Crinoidea, Comatulida, Comatulidae. The record is from RefSeq and is a predicted model, not a curated record. The transcript has 4 exons.